Messenger RNA from Orbicella faveolata, 1426 nucleotides. RefSeq lists its product as uncharacterized. Gene Ontology annotation, cellular component: plasma membrane. Gene Ontology annotation, molecular function: signaling receptor activity. The record is from RefSeq and is a predicted model, not a curated record. Lineage: Eukaryota; Metazoa; Cnidaria; Anthozoa; Scleractinia; Merulinidae.
CUUGGUAACCGCGCACAGUUAAGUAAUGAACACCGGCAAGACGUGAAGCAUAGCACGCGUACUCGCAAGAGGAGAGAGUUGACAUGUGGUUCGAGCGGUUCACCUCUUUCUCUAUUCUUCUAUUCUACUUCUCUUCUCAGAGUCGGCUUGUAUCAAGUGCUUUGAGAGAAUGCAACAGACCUCUGGGUUUGCAAGAUGGAAGAAUUUUAAAUUCUCAACUGUCAUCUCCAUCACACUUUGAACACCUUUACAUUGGAAAUGGAAAAAACGUGAAUCUGAAAGCUGAGUUUGCACGUUUGAACAAUUCCUUAGCUUGGUGUUCACCUUCCACCAAGAAUUCUGACAGCACUUUCAUUGAAAUAGACUUGCAUCAACAAGUGAAUAUCAGUGGUAUUGCAACUCAAGGAUUCAUGGGCAUAAAUGCUUAUUAUGUGAAACAGUAUAAAGUGGCCUACAGCAAGGAUAGAAUCACAUGGAAGUUAUCAAAAAAGACGUGCAGUUGAGACCUGAGCCAAGUUCACCUAGACGAGGCUUAGGAGGCAUUGCAAGAAACAUGGCGUCGAAGUUAAACAUCCACCGUUGCGUACCAUUGUACACACAUAGAGGGCGUGUUGGACCAAAAGGAGAACAAAUUGGAUUCUUUAAGUUUCCAGACGAAGAGGAAGUGAAGAAAUGAUGGAUACAUGCUAUAUGUAGAGAUGUUGGUAGAUUUUUUCGCAUCUCCGGGGCAUCAAAAGUGUGUUCGUUACAUUUCAAGCUUAGUGACAUAUCAAAGGGUCUUGGUGAAAAAUGUCUCUGAAGACAAGAGCAGUUCUGUCGAUAUCUGCUUGGAAACAAACUUCAUCACGAAAGCAGCCGCCCCCUACCAAAAGGCCUUAUCAACGACAGGGAAAAGAGAGGAAAUCUGUCCCAGAAAGAGUCUGUUUUCAGUGUCUUUGGAGCCCAGCAAAACACCUGAAGCAGCAAACGAUAUUCCUGAAACAGGUACUAACGAAACCACUAUUUUAGGAGUCGCCAGUACCAGAAAAAGAUCUUAAUGGGACCGUCAAACAAUUAAGGCUACUUGGAAAAAAAUGCGCAGAUCUUGAAAACGCAGUUGCAGAUCUGGAAGACAAAAUUCAAGCGCUUCAGUCAAACGUCUUCUCACUUGGUUGGUUUACCUCUGAUGAGGCAUUGUUGUUUUAUACAGGCUUUCCUAACUACAAAGCAUUCUUGGCAUCCUUUGAAUAUUUAGAUCCGGGAGAUAAUGGAGAAAAUGUCAGAUACUGGUUGUCAGGUGAAAAUGAGAUACCCUCAGAACACUGUGUCUCCACCUCAGUUAGGUGUAAAGAGGGGUAGACCAAGAUCACUCAAACUACAAGAAGAAUUUUUUCUCACUUUGUGUCGCUUGAGACAGAGAUUUGCAGAAACCCACCUUUCACACCUC